AUGCGCCUGAUCAAUGUUGAUACAUUCAAUCUGAAGGAAUUCUAUGGAUCAGUGCCCCGCUAUGCUAUACUCUCACAUAUAUGGGGAGCCGAUCACGAGGAACUGUCAUUUCGCGACAUCACCGAGAAAAGUAUCAAAAGACAGAGUUUACCAUUCAAAGUCGCGAAAUGCUGCGAACAGGCAAAGAAAGACGGCAUUCAGUAUGCAUGGGUUGACACCUGCUGCAUUGACAAGACCAACUCAGUCGAACUCGGCGAGGCAAUUAACUCCAUGUUCCGAUGGUAUCAUGAAGCUGCCGUUUGCUAUGCCUACCUAGCCGACGUCACCAUUGAGGAUAAUAACCAUUUCCCAUUGACUCAGUUCAGUUCAUGCCGCUGGUUCCAACGAGGCUGGACUCUACAGGAGCUUUUGGCUCCUGAUAAUCUUCGCUUCUUCGAUUCGGGGUGGCGCUACCUCGGAACAAAGGCAAUGAGAUCGGGCAUUAUUGACCGCAAAUUCAGAAUACCGCGUCGGUUCUUGCAAGGAACCCCGUUAAGUGAGGCAAGCAUCGCUCAACGUAUGUCCUGGACCUCCAACAGAGUCACAAAACGGGACGAAGACAUUGCCUAUUGCCUUCUUGGAAUCUUCGAUGUGACUAUGCCGAUGAUCUAUGGUGAAGGGACUGAUCGAGCGUUCACUCGUCUCCAGCAAGAGAUCAUGAAAAGCUCAAGGGAUGAGUCAAUUCUGGCGUGGGGUCUUUCCAGCCCGGAGCAUCAUCUGUAUAAAUUAAAUGUUGAUAGGACCUUGUCAGCCGGUGUACUUGCCGCGUCCCCCGCUGACUUUCGAGGUUGUGAGAAUAUUGUUCCGCGUAUGAACGGGACCAGGUCUCCAUGCACGUUCCAGAUUGAAGGAGGCUUGGUUCGAGUCAAUCUAUCUCUACACCAAGGCAGAAAUGGGCUUUUCGGCUUGCUCAACUGUGGGCUGUUAAGUCCGAACACUUUGGUAGCAAUCCCGCUUUUGAAAAGCCAGUCGAAUGAAUACUACCUUAGGCCACAAGAUCAUCCUGCAGUGAUUUACAACUCAAUUGCGACUAAGACAUCAGCUCAGCCGGUCCAUAUUCUGAUUGAACGGCAUAUGAAAACACCGCCGACAGCUAGCUAUAACAAUGAUUUCUUUGUCGAGGACCCUAUCGAAGCAGGGUUAGAACUUAUUGAAGUUGAACCUCCAGAUUGCUGGUUGCAAGGUCGGUCUAUUAUUACGACAUCGAGUGACCCUGCUGAUCAUGCUGUCCAAAAGCUCUGGACCCGGUUCCGCUCCGGAGGUGAAGACUCCAACGACUUCCUGGUGUUGCUCGAGUAUGAUACGCAGCGCCCCCAAGCGGAGGCUCGAUGUCACGUGAUGAUAUCUUCCAGAGCCACGUCCCUCCAAGAUCUGGCCCAGAGAUCCGGCUCUAUAAGAAAAGAAGCAUUCGGUAAACAAAGUGCCAGUGAUGGCAAGCUCAAUAUCCAGGCAAGCGUGGAACGAGACAACAUGCAAGAGAUAUUUGUGGUGAUAUUAGCCGCCACGGCGAGUCCGCCCAGUGUCACCAUUAAUGCCACAUUCGAGUUGGAAGUACUGACAUUCAAGCUUGAAGUGGAGGGCGUCAUGAAAGCGGAAGAUGAUUUGCGCCACGAAACAGACAACCUUAAUCAGCAUGAAUGGGAUAUAAACUCCUCCUUAAAAUAUGCCAAGGCAGGCUUGAAUGACGUAGAAGGGGAAAUGGAAAGGUUCAAUGCGCUGAAAUCCCGGCUACUCAACACGAUCAGCAAAGCGACACAGGAUACAGCAAAUGUCAAUACCCGGGCGGAGGAACUUAGGCAACGGCGAGCCAUUUUGUCGGAACGCAGACGGUCACUUGGAAGGAAAAUGGAUGAUAGGCAUCAAACAGUGUUGGAGACUGGAUAUGGUUUACCCCUGUAUCAAACUGGAGGCAGGGCGGCGGAAGCUGAGGCCGAAUUUGAGGGAUUGGUGAAAACUAAUAUUGAUUUAGUAAAACACAUCGAUGAUAUGUUAAGGUGUGAUGCAUUUCUUCGACUAUUUUUCUCCGAUAAAAAGAAAAAGGGUUUCCUGAUAUACUUAUGGAAGAAGGCCGAGCAUAUGUAUUCCGGCCACGGGUUGAAGGCUCACUACGAAAAGCCUAUGGCCUUGACAGUCAAGACGUCCAUAUACCAACAAGUGUUCUACUGCGAUGAUAGCUCAGGGAUGAGAUGCGAAGAUCGUUGGGAUGUCCAGAAAGAACUCGUCAAGAAGUUGGCCGGUGUCACCACUCAACUGCUCCCUGCGGGCGAAGGUGUUGGGCUAAGUUUUGUUAAUAGUGAAUUUGAUAUAUUCCCUAACCUCGCAGUUGACCAGGUGAAGAAGAUCUUGGAUUCCGCGCCAUUGAGCCCCAGUGGCAACACUACAAUUGGCACAAACCUAAGAUCUAGAAUUCUGGAGCCGCUAGUCUACAGCAAAGUCAGUUCGCAGAGACUUGAUAGGCCGCUGCUCAUAAUUAUAACUAUUGGUGGUUAUCCGGAGUCUAGAGCUGAAUCUGAAUUUGUGAACGCUAUCAUCGAAUGCGGCAGGAAGCUAGAUCUCGCUGGAUACCCCCGCCGCAGUACGUAA
Molecule: messenger RNA, 2622 nt
Organism: Aspergillus luchuensis
Lineage: Eukaryota; Fungi; Ascomycota; Eurotiomycetes; Eurotiales; Aspergillaceae
Exons: 2
Coding region: 1-2622 (873 amino acids)
Source: RefSeq, a predicted model, not a curated record